Cimex lectularius (bed bug) is the source of this 1890-nucleotide messenger RNA. It is a transcript of the gene Dnai2, whose product is annotated as dynein intermediate chain 2, axonemal. NCBI's taxonomy places the organism in Eukaryota, Metazoa, Arthropoda, Insecta, Hemiptera, Cimicidae. Gene Ontology annotation, biological process: cilium movement; outer dynein arm assembly. Gene Ontology annotation, cellular component: outer dynein arm. Gene Ontology annotation, molecular function: dynein heavy chain binding; dynein light chain binding. The coding region runs from base 154 to 1890 and encodes 578 amino acids. The record is from RefSeq and is a predicted model, not a curated record. The transcript is spliced from 11 exons.
AGAUGUGUUUAAUUGAGCUACAACUUGUCUCUAUGGGCAGGUCAAAUGGGAAUAGAAUAACUUCGAUAAAUCAAGUUUUCCCUAGUCACAUCUGUUUAUCCGUUUCCAAGGAUCCUCAAGUCGUCUGGUACUAGUCUUACAAGUUGCAAGACGAUGGAGGAAGGCAUCGUUGUCAAAACGCCAACAAGUGAAAUAUCUUAUUCUUAUUCGAAAGAGAGGAAACACUUCGGAGGGCCGUGCCGGUUCGGGGACACUGAAACCGAGCUCAGAAUAGACAUCAUCCCUAACCCAGAUCUGAUGGAGGGUGCCCAAAUCUUGGAUGUCGUUGAAAAAGGGUGCCAAAUUUCGGCCAGCCUUUCCCUACACGAAGUGAACACAACAAGAGCGAACUACGUGCAAAGCGGUAUGAACCACACUGAAGGCGGUUGGCCGAAAGACCUGAAUUUCAUGGACCCAGAACAAACGAUCCGUUUCAGAAAAAAAGUGGAAAAAGAUGAGAUGUAUACACAUGGUAUUCUACAGCUUUUAUUACCCAUGGAGCAUUGCGUUCAUCAAAACAACGCAAUAAAUAUUUACGAGCUUUAUUUUUCUGAAUGGGACGAAGGAGACACAGGUGAAGAAAGCAGGUUCAGGACUGUAAACGUUUUCAGAGACAUGUGCACGCCAAAACGACCCGUGUCACACAUUUCCUGGUCGCCCGACCAGGGAUCCAGACUCGCAGUAACUCAUGCGAAUCUGAAUUUUCAACACGAUCUGUCUGAAAACUUGCAUCAUUCUUAUAUAUGGCAUAUAGAAAAUCCCAACAAACCCGAGUUGGUUAUUGAUGCUGGUGUGCCUGUAGUAUGCUUAGAAUAUAAUCCUAGAGAUUUAAACAAUUUGGUCGGAGGACUUGGAAAUGGGCAAGUUGCGAUAUGGGAUAUAAGGAGAGGAUCGCAGCCGCUCGACUUAUGCGAUCAUUAUCAUAGUUUCAGAGACCCAGUUAUGAGUGUACUUUGGAUAAACUCAAAAUCGGGUAUGGAGUUUUUUUCUUCUUCGACAGAUGGGCAAGUGAAAUGGUGGGAUGUGAGAAAAUUGAAGUCGCCGUUGGAAACACUCAUGCUUGACAUAAGCAAAGGAGAAGACCAGUUGCUAAGUAGAGCAUUGGGUGCAUCAGUUUUAGAAUAUGAGCCAACAAUACCUACAAGGUUUAUGGUCGGCACAGAGAAAGGAAUAGUAAUUUGUGGAAACCGAAAAGGGAAAACGCCAAGUGAAAAAUUAGGUGUGCAAUAUCAAGCGCAUCAUGGGCCAAUUUGGUCGUUACAGCGAAACCCGGCAUUCCUUAAGAAUUUCCUCACAGUAGGUGAUUGGACAGCCCGUGUCUGGUCUGAAGACUGUCGUGAAUCAUCGAUCAUCUGGACAAGUUAUCAAAAGACAAAGCUCACUCGUGGUGCGUGGUCUCCCACCAAACCUUCUGUAUUCUACACGACCAGAGUUGAUGGGACACUGGAUGUUUCAGACAUACUCCAAAGCCAAAAAGAAGCCUGCCUCAGUAUCAAGGUGUGUGAUGAGCCUAUUCAUGGAUUACGAUGUCACGAUAAUGGUGAAGUUGUAGCGGUUGGAAAUGAUGUUGGAACAACUUAUAUAAUAGAAAUUUCAGAAAAACUUGUGAAAGCAUCCAAGAACGACAAAGCAUACCUUACAGCAAUGUUCGAACGUGAGAGUAGAAGGGAAAAAAUUAUCGAGGCGAAAUUGAGAGAGCAAAGAUUGAAAAUGCGUGCCAAACAGGAACCAGUUGGUCAGAAGUCGAUGCUUCCGAACAUACCUCCUCAGUUAAAUGAUGAAGCAAUGGAACAUUUAACAAAAGAAUUCUUUGCAAAAAUAGAACAGGACUUUCACCCAAUUGAAGAAUGA